AUGAAGCCUAGAGAUCUCGAAACGAUAGGAAUAAUCGCAUUCGAUGGCAUAACGAAAAAUGCUCUGCGAUUACAUCCGGAUGAGAAGCACCUUCUCUAUCCGAUGGGCCACAAGGUGGUCAUAAGGAACAUCGAAACCAGUGAGCAACGAUUCCUCAGUGGUCAUACGAACAAUGUCUCGGCAUUGUGUGUUUCUCCGUGCGGAAAAUACGUCGCUUCCGGCCAAAAUAAUCAUCUCGGUUUCAAGGCUAUGGUGAUCGUAUGGGAUUACAAAGAAGGCACAAUGAUGGGCAGUUACGAGACGCAUAAAGUCUGCGUCGAAGAUCUAUGCUUCACAUGCAACGGCGAUUUUCUCGUAAGCCUCGGCGGCAGAGACGAUGGCCAUGUAAUCGUCUGGGAUGUCCAGAAGAAUUCUCUUACAUGCGGAUCUUUCGCCAGCAACGAUACGAGCGGUGACGCGUAUAAUGUCGCAAGGAUGCAUCUUCAUAGUAAAUCCUUCGUCACCGCGGGCGAUAGGACUCUGAAGAUCUGGCGCAUCGAGGCGGAGAAACGAAGGGUGUACGGAGUCGAUGUGGAAGUGGGCAAAUUAAAGCGUCUCAUCAAUUGCAUCGUUGUGGACGAGAAGGACGAGAUUAUUUACUGCGGCACUUCUUCUGGUGAUAUCAUUAACGCAAGAUUAAACUUACGCGAUGAUCUGGAAUGCGGAGAAUCAUUGGCGCGUUCGCCGGUGAUGAUCGGUUGCUACUCGAAAAUAACGCGCGAUAAAAGAAAAAUGAAGACGGGCGAGGGUGAUCUGUACGCGGGCGGAGUGAGAAGCCUGCUGCUUCUAAAGGACGGGAAAUUGUUGGUCGGUGCUGGAGACGGUACCAUCGAACUUAUCCAGAUAAUAAGCAAGAAGGAAAGUCGAACGCACAAGCCGUCAAAGUUUCCUAAUACGCCGCAAAUACUCACUCAUCAAAGGGAAAACGUAUGCAGUGCCGUGACAUCCAUGGUUCUGUAUCUAAAUGAAUUUGUGCUGAUCGGAACAAACUGGUGCGAGAUCUAUCAGAUUCAGCUAUCAAAUUUUCACAUGCGUUUACUUGUCACCUCUCACACUAGCUGCAUAUACAGUGUCGCGUUUCCGCGCAUCCGUUCGGACAUAUUCGCGACAGGCGGCAAAAAUGAUGUCAGAUUGUGGCAGCUGGAAAAGCAAAAAGAGACACUUCGUAUAACUGUUGCAAAUUUCGUUUGUUCCAGUUUACAAUUUGCAUGCGACGAUCAAAUGCUGUUUUCUGCUUGGAACGAUGGUACAAUAAGAGCAUUUGCAUCGCACAACGGGCAGCUUCAUUUCGCCAUUCAUAACGCCCAUACAAAAGCCGUAUCCACGGUCGCGGUCACGAGCGACGGUGUGACACUCAUUAGCGGUGGUUGCGAUGGCCAGGUGCGAAUAUGGGAGAUAAAAGCCAACAUGCAGCGAUUGAUUAGUAUAUUAAAAGAACAUCGAGGACCGAUAACAUCUUUGCACAUCUCAAACAAUAAUGAGAAAUUAAUUAGUUCAAGUACAGACGGCACAUGUGUCAUCUGGGAUAUAACACGUUGCACUAGGAAACAUACCCUCAUGGGAAACACGAUGUUCAUGAUGGCGCAAUUCACAUCCGACGAUAUCCAAAUUUUGACAUGCGGUACAGAUCGAAAGAUCGCUUAUUGGGAGACUCUGGAUGGCUCGUUAGUGCGAGAAAUUGAAGGUUCCAAUGUUGGAACGUUAAACUGCUUGGACAUCAGUCCUGACGGUCAGUGUUUCGUCACCGGAUCCAACGAUUGCACCGUUAAAAUUUGGGAAUACGAUAGUGCGGAUCUUCUUCACGUCGGUGUUUCCCACGCAGCGAUAAUCACCGGGUGUAAAUUUAGUCCGGACGGCAAGUAUAUAGUGACAACUAGCGCCGAUGGAGCGAUUAUAAUUUGGAAAUAUUCAUCCGAAAUCUUGGAGGACUCAAAGUCUACGAGUGAAACAAAAAAAACCGCUAGCUCCAUACAUAGCCCGCGAAACGAUGAGAAAGUAUCUUUGCAAAAAGCAGAAGAUAAAGAUAUCGCAGCGGAUCAAACUGUACGAUCUUCCACAAAGUCUACUUCAUCAUGUACAAGUGGUGAUCGAAAACAGCUAUCAGUUGUUUCUGAUCAAAGUAAAGGAUCUAAAAAAGACGCUUAUGAGAGGAAAAUAUCCGUUUGUAAAUGUACAUCAAUAAGAUCAGCAAGUUCUAAAUCAAGUGCAGGCACAUUGAACAAAUGUCAAUGUAAAGUUACAAAAAGUGAUAUAUCAUCUAACAAAGUAAAGGCAAUGGAACAAUUGAAAGGAUCUUCAGAUGUGUGCAGCAACAAAUCCAUUACAUCAAAUAAUGCACAAUAAACAAUUCAUCAAAUUGAUUAAUUCAUCAGAGAUUUUAAUAUAUCACU
This is a messenger RNA of Camponotus floridanus (Florida carpenter ant), 2429 nucleotides long. RefSeq names its product cilia- and flagella-associated protein 52. The record is from RefSeq and is a predicted model, not a curated record. The coding region runs from base 1 to 2382 and encodes 793 amino acids. Gene Ontology annotation, molecular function: protein binding. The transcript is spliced from 11 exons. NCBI's taxonomy places the organism in Eukaryota, Metazoa, Arthropoda, Insecta, Hymenoptera, Formicidae. Gene Ontology annotation, biological process: cilium assembly.